CUUUUUUUAAUUUCAAACAGCAGCCAUUGCCUCGCUUUUUUCUCCUUUUCAGUUUUGUGGGAGAGGUAGAGGGCAGGUCAGUGUUCCACACCUUCUGUACAGCGCUGUGUCCCUUCGCUCUCUGGAGGCACUCCCUUACUUGGAUUAUUUUUCAUCAUUGCAGUUGUAUCAGUUUUUCCCCCUGAGUUUUUUAAGUCACUCAGAUCUGUCACGUGUUCUACUGUUAACAUGGAGUCCGACACCUAAGCCCUGUGUCUUUGAGGCAGGUGUAGAUGCUCCAGACGCAGCAGGCCCCAGGAAGAGGCUGCCUCCAUCCAGGCUCAGCGCGGCUCUUCUCUGAUUCCUGGGUCUCUCAGUCGCACUUUGCUCCACACCCUAACAGGCAACCACAGAGAAAAUAAAAUAAACAGGUGUGAAGAGGCCACUGGAGAUUCUCAAGAAGGGAAGCCAUUUUGUUGUGACCCACAGUGACUAUUCAGCAGUGACAUUGACCUUUGAACCUUUGGUUCAGUCUGGUGGGUUUUCUGUGAUUGGACUGUCCCUGGAGGGGUAGGAAAUCACCCUACCCGUCUGUCCGUCUGCGUUCUACCCUCGGACCUCCAUCGCCAUGGCGACCGUGGUGCAGCCCAAUGAGCUAGUGUUUGAGUUUGCCAGCAAUGGAAUGGAUGAGAUCAAUCAGCUGGAUGACCCGUCCGUGUUUCCAGCUGUCAUUGUAGAGCAGGUGCCCGCCGCUGACCUGAUGCAGGUCUACUCAGGCAUGGAGUCGGACGAGGUGGCCAACGGCAUCAUGGUGGACACCACUCUACACGUGGUGGAGGAGCCUAUUAUGGUUGGAGACGUGGGCCUCUCAGAAACGACGAUGUCAGGCACAGAUGACAGCAUGGAGACCAACGAGGCUGCGGCAGCCCUUCUCAAUAUGGAGUCACCAAACAAUAUCCUGGACGAGAAGCGCAUGAUUCACACCUAUGGGACCAUGUUGGAGUCUGACUACACAUACAUCCCUCUGCGGCCGGAGCCCAGUGGCUGCAUGGAUGUAUCGCUGGACGAGGAAACAUCCUCCAUGGACGAGAUCCCUCAGAAGAGCGUGUCCAAACCACAGAGGAAAAGUAAAGUGCGCAAGCCGCGGGCGGUGCGUCCAUGCUCCCCCAUCACCACUCCCAGCCUGCCACUCAAGAAGAAGAGCAAAGAGGGCAAAGGGAACACCAUCUACCUAUGGGAGUUCCUCCUGGCCCUGUUGCAGGACAAGAACACAUGUCCCAAGUACAUCAAGUGGACGCAGAGGGAGAAGGGCAUCUUUAAGCUGGUGGACUCCAAGGCUGUGUCCAAACUGUGGGGCAAGCACAAGAACAAACCUGACAUGAACUAUGAAACUAUGGGCAGAGCACUCAGGUAUUACUACCAGCGCGGUAUCCUGGCUAAGGUGGAGGGCCAGCGGCUAGUCUACCAGUUUAAAGAGAUGCCUCCUGACCUAGUGGUGAUUGAAGAGGACACAUGCCCCGAACUCAGCCCUGGCUAUGGGGGUCACCGCCCCAGCCACCACGGCCGGGGAAUGGGGGGCCGUGGAGGCCCCAGAGGGGGUCACGGUAAAAACCCUGCUCAUGGGCACCAUCCUAUAUUGGUAAAACAAGUGAAGAGAGAGCCUAUUGAUAUGGAUGGAGGGCUGUACCCUGAGCUCAAUGGUAAACAUGCAGAACAGAUGAUCCAGACGGUCCACGUGCUGCAGCCCAACCAGGGGGCGGCUGUGCCGGCCUCCUCGCACACUGUGAGGAACAUCAACAUGGCUACCUCCGUCCCCAUGGUCCUGACGUCGUCCGGCCAGUUGCAGCCCCUCCUGUCCAACUGCGACUCCAGCCUCUCCUCCCCGCCCAGGGUCAUCCUCCACACUGUCCCCUCCACCACCACGGGGGGCAAGGAUGUCCUCACCAUCCAGACAGCCUCCUUGGCCACCGGGGCGGGCAGCCUCCAGGACCACCACCAUCAGCACCAGCACCCCCAAUUUAUGGUCACCAGCCUGGGCUCCACCACUACCAAUACGGGGGUCAUCAGCUCCACCACAGCCUCCCUCAACGGCCUCCCCCGCCUAGUCACCCUCAAUGCGGCCACUGGUCAACCCAUGGUGGCCCAGCAACCAGGAUCAGUCAUCACCACCGUGCUCAAGUCCUCCAGCGGUGGCGAGCUCCUCCAUGGCCUGCACGGCAUCAAGGAGGAGAUGCUGGACUCCUACUACCUACAGUCAUUGGUUAAUGGAGACCCUUCCUUUGGGAUGGAGGCAGGGGAAGCAGAGCUCACCUACAGGACUGUGAUCAUUGGGACGAACCAAAGCCUUGGACAGAGCCAGGGGGAGACUGGCAGCGAGUCCCCAGUGAACGGACACUUUGCCCAGGGAAGCAGCCCCAGCGAGGGCCUUACCCCUGUGGAGGAGCUGGAGGUACGUGGGGAGAUGGCCCUGCAGCCAGAGCACAUGCUGGGGGUCAAGGGGCUCCAGGAGCUGCCGGAGAUCACUGUCCACCUCCCGGCCUCCUUCAUCCAGAUCAAGACAGAGCCCACAGAGGCCUAGUAGGCCUGGACUCUCCCACCAAAGCUGGACUAUGGAAUCAACAUAAAAAAGACUUAUUAACUAAGUUUCCUUUUCCUUAUCCCAAUAAUAAUCUGAUUUUGAAAAACUAUGGAUUUUGAAAUGUGGAGCGACAAACAGGCCAAAUGUCGGCCCCUGCAGGAUUUUUUUGUUUACUCACAGCUGUUCUAGUCACGUGCCUAAAUUUUAACAUCAAGGGAUUGUUUUGUGAUGUGUUGUUGAAGGCUCCAUUGAUCCGAUAGAGCUCCACAGUGGAGGUGUCAUAAAACCUAGCUGUCAAACAGGGAAAUGGUUCCAAUCAUUUUUCCACCAUCCAUUUUUCCCAUUGGGAAAAAAUAAGGGCUGCGUUUCGUGUAGGCUUACCGUGGCGUGACGUUUUGAUAACCAUGUACAUCUCUCUUGGACUAGGUG
Messenger RNA from Coregonus clupeaformis (lake whitefish), 2986 nucleotides. RefSeq names its product ETS-related transcription factor Elf-1-like. NCBI's taxonomy places the organism in Eukaryota, Metazoa, Chordata, Actinopteri, Salmoniformes, Salmonidae. Gene Ontology annotation, biological process: regulation of transcription by RNA polymerase II; cell differentiation. Gene Ontology annotation, cellular component: nucleus. The record is from RefSeq and is a predicted model, not a curated record. The transcript is spliced from 9 exons. Gene Ontology annotation, molecular function: DNA-binding transcription factor activity, RNA polymerase II-specific; sequence-specific DNA binding. Bases 608 to 2557 code for a protein of 649 amino acids.